AUGUCGCUUGAGGCUCUCGUGUCCACCCCCGACAAGCCGCCAAAGCCGCCCUCGCCGCUGCGCAUCGCCAGCCAGCUCACGACCGCCUCGGCCAUCCUCUGGGACCCCAAGUUCACCUCGCGAGCGCCCCCGGGCAGCCUCCAGCCCGUCCACGCCGGCACGCUUGUCGCCCCGCACCGCACCGACUCGUCCAUCAGCGUCCGCAACCUCGGCGACGGCUACACACAGCCCAUCGUGCCUACCAUGGACAACCGCCGUCACCCCAGCUCCUUCCAGCAGCUCGAGAAGCUCGGCGAGGGCACCUAUGCCACGGUCUUCAAAGGUAGAAACCGCCAGACGGGCGAGCUCGUAGCCCUCAAGGAGAUCCACCUCGACUCGGAGGAAGGCACGCCCUCGACGGCUAUCCGCGAGAUUUCCCUCAUGAAGGAACUACGCCACGAGAACAUCGUCCUGCUGCACGACGUCAUACAUACCGAGAACAAGCUCAUGCUCGUCUUUGAGUUCAUGGACAAGGACCUCAAGCGAUACAUGGACUCGCGCGGCGACCGCGGUGCUCUGGACCCGGCCACCAUCAAGUCCUUCAUGUACCAGCUGCUCAAGGGAAUCGCCUUCUGCCACGAAGCCCGCGUCCUCCACCGCGACCUGAAGCCCCAGAACCUCCUGAUCAACAACCGUGGCCAGUUGAAGCUGGCCGAUUUCGGUCUCGCUCGCGCCUUCGGCAUCCCAGUCAACACCUUCUCCAACGAAGUCGUAACCCUGUGGUACCGCGCCCCCGAUGUGCUGCUCGGCAGCCGGACCUACAACACCAGCAUCGAUAUAUGGUCAGCAGGCUGCAUCAUGGCUGAGAUGUACACCGGGCGGCCGCUGUUCCCCGGAACCACCAACGAAGACCAAGUCCAGAAGAUAUUUAGGCUGAUGGGCACACCGUCUGAACGAUCAUGGCCAGGCAUCUCGCAGCUGCCAGAGUACAAGAACAACUUCCCCGUAUACCACACCCAGGAUCUGCGCCUUAUAUUGCCGCAAGUCGACCAGGUGGGGCUUAGUCUACUCAACUGCAUGCUGCAGUUGCGGCCAGAGAUGCGCAUUAGUGCUGCGAACGCCCUUUCACAUCCGUGGUUUAAUGACCUGCCUCAACGGCAGCAGGAGAUGCAGAUGCAGGCCCAAGCACAGGCACACGCGCAGGCCCAACAAGCGCAGAUGGGCGGCUACCAGGUGCCUCAAAACGCAUACUAG
Molecule: messenger RNA, 1233 nt
Organism: Alternaria ethzedia
Lineage: Eukaryota; Fungi; Ascomycota; Dothideomycetes; Pleosporales; Pleosporaceae
Gene: PHO85
Product: negative regulator of the PHO system
Exons: 4
Coding region: 1-1233 (410 amino acids)
Biological process (GO): protein phosphorylation
Cellular component (GO): cytoplasm; nucleus
Molecular function (GO): cyclin-dependent protein serine/threonine kinase activity; ATP binding
Source: RefSeq, a predicted model, not a curated record